Striga hermonthica is the source of this 522-nucleotide messenger RNA. Lineage: Eukaryota; Viridiplantae; Streptophyta; Magnoliopsida; Lamiales; Orobanchaceae. The record is from the annotation of a GenBank genome assembly.
AUGCCACCACACCCCAUCAACCUCCCAUCCCUCUUCACCACCGCCCUCUUGCUCCUCCUCACCGGCGACCACCCCUGCCCUGCCCUUGCCGCCGUCCACUCCCUCAUCUACGUCGCGUGCUCCCCCAAUAAGUACCCACCAAACGCGCCCUACGAAACGAGCCUCAAUUCCCUCCUCUCCUCCAUCGCCGCCUCUUCCUCCGAUGCCCUCUACAACCAUUUCUCCUCCACGGCAGAGCCGCCGCUGUCAACAGGCGGCUCUGCACCGACGGCAACUUACGGCCUUUAUCAGUGCCGAGGCGACCUGACGCACAGGGACUGCUCCCUGUGCGUGGCCGACUUGCUCGGGCAGAUGACCCGACUCUGCCCGAGCGCGUACGGCUCGAGCGUGCAGCUCGAGGGGUGCUUCGUGAGAGAAGAAAAAGAGAAAGAGGAAGAAGAGGAAGGAAAAUCGAAAAAAGGAGAAAAGAAGAAGAACGAAGGAGAAUCGAAAAAGGGGAUAAAAUCAAAAGGAAGGAAGUAG